Microthlaspi erraticum is the source of this 1014-nucleotide messenger RNA. Lineage: Eukaryota; Viridiplantae; Streptophyta; Magnoliopsida; Brassicales; Brassicaceae. The record is from the annotation of a GenBank genome assembly.
AUGGCGGUCGUUGAGAGUGUGGGAGCUGAAACAGAGGUUGGUGUGGUCACGCCGUCGCCGCCGUCUUCCGUCACCAGCCAAGAAUCAGGAGUCUCUUCCAACAGCGAUCACGGUGGAAAUGGUGAGAUCGGAUCCCACGUGGAGAGAUCCGAAGGUGAAGAGAGCUACAAGCGUGACAUGAGAGAGCUCCAGGAGCUUUUAUCCAAGCUUAACCCCAUGGCUGCAGAGUUUGUUCCUCCUUCACUUAAUAAGAAAGGGGUUAACGGGUUUAACGGUGGUUUCUUCACCGUCGCUGGCUCUUUCUUUCCCAACAAUGGCUUUGUUGCCGCCGGAAAUUUCCCCGUCGUCAACGAAGACGGCGGUUUUCGUCGGAGAAAGUCGUUCGGACAAGAAGGGAAACGGAGAAUGAAUCCUAGGACAAGUUUCGCUCAGCGUGAAGAGGUCAUUCGAAGAACUGUCUAUGUCUCUGAUAUUGACCAACAGGUCACUGAGGAGCAGCUUGCUGGUUUGUUUGUCGGCUUUGGACAGGUUGUUGAUUGUCGCAUCUGCGGUGACCCAAACUCAGUACUUCGUUUUGCUUUCAUCGAGUUCACUAAUGAAGUGGGUGCAAGAGCUGCUUUGACUCUGUCUGGGACGAUGCUUGGAUUCUAUCCUGUCAAGGUUAUGCCGUCCAAAACCGCUAUCGCACCGGUUAACCCAACAUUCUUGCCAAGGUCUGAAGAUGAGCGUGAGAUGUGUGCGAGAACUAUCUACUGCACUAACAUUGACAAGAAGGUCACUCAACAGGAGAUAAAACUGUUUUUUGAGUCUGUCUGUGGAGAGGUGUACCGUCUGAGGCUGCUCGGAGAUUAUCAUCAUCCAACCAGAAUCGGUUUCGUUGAGUUUGUCAUGGCUGAAAGUGCAAUAGCGGCUCUCAACUGCAGUGGAGUCCUUCUUGGUACUACACCGAUAAGGGUGAGUCCGUCGAAAACCCCGGUUCGUUCCCGUCCUGUCCCGAGAAAUCCAAUGCAUUGA